This is a messenger RNA of Siniperca chuatsi (mandarin fish), 1530 nucleotides long. Its product is annotated as trans-L-3-hydroxyproline dehydratase. The record is from RefSeq and is a predicted model, not a curated record. Gene Ontology annotation, molecular function: hydro-lyase activity. The coding region runs from base 430 to 1530 and encodes 366 amino acids. The transcript has 6 exons. Lineage: Eukaryota; Metazoa; Chordata; Actinopteri; Centrarchiformes; Sinipercidae.
UUUGAAAAACAGUUACCAACAACAUCCAAAGCGCUGUUUGUCCACCUGAAUAGUGUUUUUCAGUCACAGCAGGCUAAUAUUGAAAUUAGUGUGGAGUCUGCCACAGACAGUUUUCCUUACCAAUAAAGUACAGGAAGUUUCUGUCAAAAUGAUACAACCGUUUUCUUCGGGAGUAAAAACAUUCAGUCUGUUUAGUUUCAACAGUUACGAUAAAAAACAACCAACAAGAGAAGUAUAAUUUGUUGUGUUUAGCUUUCCCUCAUUGAUAUAAACGGGGUGGACAAAAUAAUAAUAACACUUGUCAGUAUAAUUCAAUACAGUUCAACAGCACCACAAACUGCAUACUCCAAAAUGACCAUAAAGUUAAAUCAUCACCUCUCUAAAACAACGAAACUGGACAUUAUAACCUUCAUGAAGUGCUGUUUUUAGAUGGAAAUGCAGCUUCCACCUCACGAGGGAGACGAGCUCUCAGUGGUCGACAUGCACACAGGCGGAGAGCCUUUACGGGUCAUCCUCAGCGGCUACCCAGAGGUCAAAGGUGACAGUGUGCUGUCCAAACGCCGAUAUGUGCGGGAACAUCUGGACCACCUCAGGAGGGUGCUGAUGUACGAGCCGCGGGGACACUAUGACAUGUACGGAGCCCUGAUCGUGGACAGCGAGUUGCCUGAGGCUGAUCUGGGGGUGCUGUUCAUGCACAACGAGGGGUACAGCACCAUGUGUGGACACGCCGUCAUCGCACUGGGACGCUUCGCUGUGGACUACAAACUGGUGAGAGAACCACAGUCACCAGAGACCCAAGUGAACAUACACUGUCCCUGCGGUCUGGUGAAGGCGUUCGUGGAGUACUCUGAUGGUAAAACAGGAGGAGUGAGGUUCCUCAGUGUGCCAGCGUUUGCGUUCGCCACAGAUGUGACGGUGACAGUGGAAGGGUUCGGUGAUGUGACGGUCGACAUCAGCUACGGAGGAGCCUUCUACGCCUUUGUAAACGCCCAGAGGUUUGGCCUCGAUGUGACCGAGUCCAGGACUCGAGAUCUGGUAGACGCGGCCACAGCGGUGACCAACGCUGUCAAAUCUCAGGUGAAGUUGCACCACCCAAGCAGUGAUGAUCUGGCCUUCCUCUACGGCACCAUCCUCACAGACGGCAAAGAUAAUUAUUCCUGUGAUCCCACCGCCAAUACCUGUGGACCGAAGCCCUACUGGUUCUGGUGUUACAGCCCGAGUGGCUCUUCAGUAUCACAAAGGUCUCAUCCAGCUGAACCAGACCAGGACAUUUCAGAGUGGAGCCACUGGAUCCCAGUUCACAGGGAAAGCCGUCGAGGUACCAGAGUUUUCUUCUUCUGUGUCACCGAGGAAGCUGCCUCACGCUCGAUGUUUUACAGCCAUGGACAGAUUAUGAGGCAAGGGGCCCCUGGACACAGACAUGUAAAAGACCCCCCACCCCUCCUACACACAGGAGCAAGAAACCCAGACUCAAAGAGACCCCCUGGCCCCGCCCUUACCUGUGUGCUGAUAAGAUGGUGUGAUAGGUGA